Messenger RNA from Dujonia railenensis, 582 nucleotides. NCBI's taxonomy places the organism in Eukaryota, Fungi, Ascomycota, Pichiomycetes, Serinales, Debaryomycetaceae. The record is from the annotation of a GenBank genome assembly.
AUGCUGUCGUACUAUUUCAGCAUUAUCGGCACCAAGGAUAAUCCCUUGUAUGAACUUGAAUUCUCUUCGUUCAAAUCGUCAUCUCCAACACCAGGACAGUCGCAAUUCAGUGCCAGUGUCAAGGAGAUUCUUCCCUUUGUGACACACUCAGCAUUGGAUAUAGUUGAAGAUGCGACAUGGUCCACCAAUCAGUUCAGCUUGGGCAGAAUCGACUCGUUCUACGGACUCGUGAUCAAUGCAUUUAUCACACAGGGUAAUAUCAAGUUUUUAUUGUGCUACGAUACUAACACCUCCGCCCCAGGUGGUGGUAGUGGCAGCGGUGUGGGCGGCGUUGGUGGCAGUGGCAGCGGUGCAGGUAUAGUGCCGGGACCAGGCAGUGGAGCCUCUUCACACGCGCUAUCUUCUUCGUCCUCGUCCAUAUCGGGCUCGAAGAAUGACGAUAACUCCAUUAAGCAAUUCUUCAUGGAGGUGAAUGACUUGUAUGUAAAGUGCCUCUUGAACCCGUUAUAUGCGGUGAACGAUGCAAUUAUAUCCCCAGACUUUGAUCUCAAGGUGAAAGUACUGGCAAAGAAAUAUUUGUAG